CGUAUAUUGUAAGCGUGGCUCCCUGUAUUCACUCACGUGGGUUCGUUGUUUUCAAGGUUGUAGUAAUUGUAAUGAUGUGAUUGUUAUUUUAACAUAUAAUAAUGUACAAGUUAUUAAGAGCAUCGACAUUCCAGUUCUACUCUCUUUCCUGCUUAAAACAUGUUUCAAGACCGCAGCUGUCAACGGAACAUGAAGGGAUGUGGCGGUUUCCACGGUCAUUUGUUUCCAGCUUAAUAUCAAAAGACUGUGCAGCCCAUUUGGGCACAAACCAGAGAUGCAGAUCAUCCAGAUGUGGGGUUUCAAGUGUGAGAUGUUACAGCAGUCAAAAAGGAGCUAGAGCACCAGCAUCAAAUCAACCUCAGAAAUUAUACACAUUAGUUGAGCCAGAGAAACAAGAACAAUUUGUUUUCCCCGACUUUGAUGAACGACUGGACAAUAAAGAUGAGAAACUGCCAGAUCAUCUUCUUUUACAUGAGCUCACAAGUAAUGCAGAAGGAAAGCCAGUGCAUGAAAAGCCUGGCAAAGACACGCACCUUAAAGGACUGGAAAUGCAACUGAAGCAUUUAAAGGGCUCUGCAAAGUCUGAUUUGGAGGAAAACUCAUUGAUUGAGUUCCAUGAUGAAGGAUGCCCACUGGACAGAGGCACCAAAUCGAAGAGGGUUAAAAAGCAGCAAAAGAUCUAUGGCACACCUGAUGUGGAGGUGGCAGUCAGCAAUUCCUGUUGCUCUGGCUGCGGGGCCCUCAUGCACUGCACCGACCCUGAAAUCCCAGGUUACCUGCCAAGUGAGAAAUUCAAAGUGUUUGUUGAAGAGGACAAACUGAAGAAAGCAAUAUGUCAGAGAUGCUUUUUAAUCAAUCACCACCAGAAGGCUUUGAACGUCACUAUGUCCAAAGAGGAGUACAGAGCGAUUGUCAAGAGAAUUCAGUCAGAGAAGGCUUUGGUGCUGCUGAUAGUGGAUCUUCUGGAUCUCCCCGACUCCAUCAUCCCAGACCUUCCAGAGCUUGUUGGGAAGAAUAAGCACAUUGUGAUUUUAGGAAAUAAAAUAGACUUGCUGCCUGGAGAUGCAGAGAAUUACCUGCAACGUAUCAGACGUCAGCUGGCGGCAUACUGUGCCAGCAUGGGCAUUUCUACCACUGAUCCCAAAGACAUCCACCUCAUCAGUGCCAAAACAGGAUAUGGUAUAGAAAACCUUAUAUCAAGACUGCAGUCAACCUGGAAGUACAAGGGAGAUGUGUAUUUGGUCGGCACGGCCAAUGCUGGCAAAUCCACGCUGUUUAAUACUCUACUGGAAUCUGAUUAUUGCAAAUCCAGAGCCUCAGAUGUGAUCCAUAAAGCUACUAUAUCUCCAUGGCCUGGAACAACAUUAAACCUGCUGAAGUUUCCCAUCAUCAACCCGACCCCCUACCGGAUGUUCAGGCGGGCGGAGAGACUUAAACAGGCAUCUCUUUUGACUGAGGACGACAUGAAUCCUCAAGAGCUGAAUAGAAUCAAACAAUUCAGCAAGCAGGGAUACUUGGUUGGUCAUAUUGGAAGGACAUUCCAAACAAAUCAGUCACUCAAGAAAGCCCUUGUGGAGUUUGAUCCUGACAGUCUGAGCUUUGGAGAAGAUGCGGAGGAAGUUGUUAAACAGAAUCCGUCCUUGGACUCCUCCACAGAUGCAGAGCUCACCUAUAAUGAAAUUAAAGAUGCACAUUGGUUCUAUGACACCCCAGGCAUCAUGAAAGAACAUGACGUUCUCAGCCUGUUGAAUGAGCAGGAAGUGAAACUGGUGGUCCCUACACAUGCCAUUACACCAAGAACGUAUGUAAUGAACCCUGGUAUGGUUUUGUUUUUGGGGGCUUUGGCGCGCAUUGAUUAUUUGGAGGGGAAAAACUCAUGCUGGUUAACAGUUGUUGCUUCAUCUCGCAUCCCGAUUCACAUCACCAAUUUGGACAAGGCUGACACAAUCUACCAGAAACAUGCUGGGAAUACCCUUCUUGCAGUCCCAUCUGGUGGUGAGGAGCGCAUGAAAACUUUUCCACCACUUAUUGCUCAAGACUUUGAACUCAAGGGGCAGGGCUGCAACACUGCAAUUACUGACAUCAAAAUCUCAUCAGCAGGCUGGGUUGCCGUGACAGCAGCUGAAGGAGAUCAGCUGUUUUUGAGGACUCACGCCCCUGAAGCAGCAGGACUUUGUUUGCGCACUCCACCUUUACUGCCCCACAUUGUGAAUCUAAAAGGACAGCGAAUCAAAAAGUCUCCCGCCUACAAGACUAAAAAGCCACAGGCGCUGGUGGACAUCGGUCUCUCUGUGAAAGCAGCAGAGAGGCUCAAAGUGAGAAGAAAAAAAUGAACAAGACAUUUAAGUGCUAUUUGAUUUUCAAAAUAUCAUUGUUCUGAUUUACCAAUGUACUGCUUGUAUGCUACAAAUAUUUUCUAAUAAUGUAUUAUUUUUAUACUAAAAAUGUCUAAAUGUUUAUGAAUUUACCUGGUAAUGUAAUGUAUAUAUUCUGCCAUUUAAAAUGUUCUUUAAAUGAAAAAGCAGAAAACGACAAAA
Ctenopharyngodon idella (grass carp) is the source of this 2537-nucleotide messenger RNA. RefSeq names its product nitric oxide associated 1 (gene noa1). The record is from RefSeq and is a predicted model, not a curated record. Bases 102 to 2333 code for a protein of 743 amino acids. The transcript has 7 exons. Gene Ontology annotation, molecular function: GTP binding. Lineage: Eukaryota; Metazoa; Chordata; Actinopteri; Cypriniformes; Xenocyprididae.